Magallana angulata is the source of this 2976-nucleotide messenger RNA. RefSeq lists its product as uncharacterized. The transcript has 12 exons. The record is from RefSeq and is a predicted model, not a curated record. Gene Ontology annotation, biological process: receptor guanylyl cyclase signaling pathway; cGMP biosynthetic process; intracellular signal transduction. Gene Ontology annotation, molecular function: guanylate cyclase activity; peptide receptor activity. The coding region runs from base 58 to 2055 and encodes 665 amino acids. NCBI's taxonomy places the organism in Eukaryota, Metazoa, Mollusca, Bivalvia, Ostreida, Ostreidae.
AGGCAGACGUUCUUGAAAUCGGAGAAUCGAAUCGGCGAGAAUUGCAGUGACAAAAAAAUGGGUUUGUUCAAGAGAAAAGACAACCAAAUCCGACCUUCAUCAAAGUCCAACAAGUCUAUUAACAGUUCGACAGGCUCAAUGACCCGCUCCCAGCUCAACAUGGCCAUUAUGGAGAUGUUGAAUCUGACUCAGAGCACACACGGGUGUGAUUAUGUAUGUAGGGGUAACCCCAUUACCGACACCGGCAAAAGGAAGCAGUUGUUUAAGAUGUUGUCCGUCGUGUUGCUGCCGAUGGCCAUUUUGAUAGGCAUGACGGGAAAUGUAUUCCUGAUAACUGUCAAAAACUUCAUCGAGGCGAAGGAGACCAGAUCGGCCCUGUCCUUCUCUGUUGAACUUGGUCAGAUGAUGCGCUUUCUGCAAAGAGAACGCGACAUGAGCGCCCUCUACGUGAGCGCCAUUGGUCCCGACACGAAAGAGUUCCUUCUGAAGCGUUACCCCGACACAGACAUGGCCCUGGAAAAUCUGUCUCACUGGCCCGUCAGCAAGAAGAAUAAUCGUCAAGAGUUCCAGUCCAAGGACCGCUUCCUGUUGUUUCUGAACCGUCAUCGAUACCAGCUCGACCUAUACAACAGAACGGCCAAGGAGGAGCUCUUCUUCUAUACGGACGUGAUCGAUGUCUUCAUCACUUGGCUCUAUGAUGCUGUGUCAGAGGCCAGGUCAGGUGCCAUUUGGAAAACCCUUGUUGCCUACCAGGAAAUCAUCGUAGCCAGUGAAUACAUCGGACGAGAACGAGGCUUGGGUGUGACCUACUUUGCUCUCGGCGGUUUCAAAGCUAAAGAAGAUUACCUCCUGUUUCUGGAAGCCCAGGAUAUUGCCAAUAUAACUUUUCAGUCUUGUAGGCGAUAUUCUGAACUGGCGUACAAUCUCUAUGAAGUUCAGAUGUUACAAAAUGAUUUGGUUUUAGCCCCUGUGCGGGCAAUGAGGCUAAACAUACGAUCGAAUAAAAGCGCUCAACUCGCAGGGUCGCUAGAUAAAGCCAAUGAAUGGUUCGACAACAUGACAAUAUACCAAGAUAUUGUGCGCGGCACGCAGAGGGCUUUGGCUAAUAAGAUAGACAUCAUGCUCACUGCAAAAAGCGACGAAGACGUAUACACCAUCAUAACCAUUGCGUGUAUCUUUGGGCUGAUCAUGGUAGUAUGUCCACUGGUGAUUAUAGGGGUCUAUUUCUUAACGUCUGAAAUUCAGAAGUAUUCCAUAUCCAUCGCUAAUCGAACAAAAGCGUUGAACAAGGAGAAGAAAAGAACGGACACACUGUUGUAUCAGAUGCUGCCCAAGUCAGUGGCGGAGCGGCUGAAAUGUAACGAACAAGUGGAGGCCGAGCAGUAUGAGCAGUCCACCAUCUUCUUUAGCGACAUUGUGGGCUUUACCAAAAUCUCCUCGUCUAGUUCCCCUUUACAGGUGGUCGACAUGUUGAACAGUCUGUACACGUGCUUUGACGAGAGGAUAGAAAUGUAUGAUGUGUACAAGGUGGAGACCAUUGGUGACGCCUACAUGGUAGUGUCAGGUGUUCCGAGGCAUAAUGGAAAACAGCAUGCCUCAGAAAUAGCAAAGAUGGCGUUUGACCUCGUUAGAAGACUACGACAUUUAGAAAUACCGCAUCUCCCCGGCAUAAAGUUCACUCUCCGGAUCGGCUGCCACUCUGGCACAGUUGUUGCGGGAGUGGUGGGAAACAAGAUGCCGAGGUAUUGUUUGUUUGGGGAGACUGUGAGUGUUGCCUCCAAAAUGGAAUCUCUCGGAAAAGCCAACAAAAUACACUUGAGUGAGACUACAUACGAUAUUUUGACAUCUAUUGGAGGAUUUACAAUGCAUGAAAGAAAGGAUAACAUAGCCAAGGUCUCACCUGAGCUGAAAGCUCAAGUGAGCUAUUCUGAUCACAUUUUGACGUACUGGUUGGCGGAAGUGGACGGCACGGAGACGGACACCGACUCUGUGCAGACCGAGCCCGAGGAGCCGCACGAGAGAGUGGCAGGCUCCAAAAGUUUCUGGCUACAUUAAAAAUACGAUAUGCGAACACAAUUUGCGUAAAAUCAAGACAACAUAAUACAUGUAUAUAACAAGAUCAGUGUUGUUUGUAUAAUUAUGUCCUCGCUUUGUUUAUAUAUGUAGUGAUGGAUCUGUUUGUCCUCGUUUUUAACAAGUGCGUUUAAAAUGCUUACAUUUUAUGAAUUUUUUUCUCUCCACAAUCGGAUUUUUUUCUUCAGAAUUUUCAUUAUUUACAAUUACUAUAGUAUGAUUUUAUAAAGUUAUUUCGAGCAGUUAACUACAAAUUGAAAUUACCUUUUUUUGUAUAUGUCUAGCUAAAUGAUUUUAAGCUUUGUAAUUUUUUGAUAUUAAGAAAAGCAAUUAAAUUUGGAGGGACUUUCAAAUUAUAUGUAUUAACUUCUUUGUUUUGUUUUUUUUUAACUUUUAUAUUAUUAUUUGUAUGCGUGUUGUAAGAAUUAUCAAAACCUUUAUAAGGUACAUUAAUUUGGAAGUGUAUCUCCGUUAAGAUAAUUUUCUUGGUUAUACAAGAAUUUUUUUUAAAACUAUGGUUGUCUUAACUUCUUCACAGAAGUACAUUUAUGUUUUGUAUUCAUUGUGUAAAGUAUAUGAAAUAAAAUUUUGUUUCAAAACUCGCAUUGAAAUCGGUUGACAAGACUUGAUCAAAUUUUUAGAGAUUUUAAGACAAUAGUUUACCAACAUAUUUAAAGACACCUUCGAACGUGGCCAAAUGUAAAGAUCAUUUUAUUGUACAAUACAAAUCGUCCACCCUUUGGUUAUUUUUUCUCAUAUAAACUGUAACUCAUUUGUAGUUUUUUGAAUAUUGAAAGACCUCUGUCAGCUCUCACGACUGUUUCGUUCGGAUAUGAUAUCCCGUAUAUUAUAGUUUUUGUGAACAUCGCAGUCUUUAUUUUUUCACUUGCCCUAGUAUAUCCU